Molecule: messenger RNA, 606 nt
Organism: Xylona heveae TC161
Lineage: Eukaryota; Fungi; Ascomycota; Xylonomycetes; Xylonales; Xylonaceae
Exons: 11
Coding region: 1-606 (201 amino acids)
Source: RefSeq, a predicted model, not a curated record
AUGCCUACCAGAGUACCAGAGUACCAGCGUAGUGCAGGUUAUAGGUACUGCACAGCACACAGUGUUAAUUACACUGGAGCAUGCAGGUUCAAGCUUCGAGGAUCGGGGAUCCAGCUUCGAUGUUGGAUGUUGGACAUUGGACAUUGGAUGUCAAGUUACAACUUACUGCGCAGACAGUCAACCAAGAGGUACAUGAUUAUUAUGGAUCUAACACGUAGGUUCAAUACCAGAACGCCGAAUUUACUAUACUUAAUUCAAUGGGGGUUUGUUUGGGGUGUAUCCUACUACAUAUGCUGCUACGUUGCUUCGUUGCUAUGCAGGAUAAAUCAACGUACAUAUGCAGCAAUAUCCAGCCGACCAGCAGUAAAGCGGACUGGGACCACGGAUUACGGAUUACGGACCAUGGACCAUAGAACAUGGACAAUAAACCAGAGACACAGGGACGUAGGGACGCAGGGACUCAAAUACAAAGCCUCAGAGUCUGUCAUAAAGAAAGGCACAGAGAAAGAGUCAGGAUACGCAUGGACACACAGAAUCUCGGAUGUUGACACGGACACGGACACGGAUGGCCAAGAAACCAAGUUCUCAGACUCAGUGACGCUGUAA